Molecule: messenger RNA, 2348 nt
Organism: Leguminivora glycinivorella
Lineage: Eukaryota; Metazoa; Arthropoda; Insecta; Lepidoptera; Tortricidae
Product: nose resistant to fluoxetine protein 6-like
Exons: 13
Coding region: 93-2189 (698 amino acids)
Molecular function (GO): acyltransferase activity, transferring groups other than amino-acyl groups
Source: RefSeq, a predicted model, not a curated record
UACUAACGUUGAAAUACGAUUUAUUUGUACAAACACUGUUAUCAAUCCAUUUAUUCAGUUCAUAAAUAAUUGUUGCUCGAUCGUCUAUCAAAAUGGUGCGCUGGGUAUUCGUAAUCUUACUAAUAGUCGGUAUUUUAAAAGUGUCUUCAUCCGAAAAUCUUUACGAUGAUCAUUUAUAUCAAAGUGUAUUGGACAAUGUAACUUGCCAGCGACAUUUACAAGAAAUGCAAUCUUUUCCAUUUUUUGAUGCCAGCGGCGGGAUCCCCCAGAGCAUCACGCUCGGUGGCCAAGGGAGUCUCGGCAACUACCAUCAAUGUCUCUCAAUCACCCAGCAAAUCCCAAACGACACGAUCAUCGGGAAAUACUGCAUGAUCGGAGUUCCCUUACAGCAGAGCGGCUUGAGCCCCCCUGCUUUCGAUCCUGGUGCUAUAUUAGGAUUAAACAGAACUCUUUUUGAGCUGAUUAAUAUGGACGAGAACGGCACUGAUAUUGAGAAAGUACUUCAGUUUGAGAGAGCUGUGAGGGUCGUUUUGGGACAUGGUAAUUUCAGAGCUUUGCCACCAGGCACUCAAGGCGGCUUGGAAGUAAAAGUGGCAGUCUGUUUACCAAGAAGCUGUACAACAUAUGAGGCAAUUGGGCGGUACACAGAUAGGCUGAAUGUGUCUUACAGCGACCAGUAUUGCCGACUGCCCGGGGACAAGGUUUUCUCGACAGUGGAUUAUAUUGGAGUAGUUACAAUAGUGAUUUUGGGAACGCUUACUGCUAUAAGUACUACUUACGAUUUAUACAUCACGUUCUUCCUUGAAAAAGCUCCUGCUGAAACAAACAAGCUUCUAACGAGCUUCUCAGUAUACACAAACACACGUCGUUUGUUCACGUUUUCUAAGUCCCCGGGGUCCAUCGAUUGCUUGGACGGCAUGCGGUCUCUUUCGAUCCUUUGGGUAGUUAUCGGACACACAUUUACAAAUAUCUUCUCUGGAACCACUAUCAAUUUAUUGGAUGCGUUUAAGUGGACUUCCAGUUCAAAGGCUACGUGGUUUACAGCUGCAGUGCUAUCUGUGGAUACCUUCUUCAUGAUGAGCGGUCUUUUAGUUGUCUACACGACUGUAAAGAAAAUGACGCCAAUGUCACUAGUGAAAAACAUCCACCUGUUCUACCUCCACCGCCUGUUGCGAAUGUUCCCGUUGCUGGCUGCAGUGGUGCUAUUCCAAGCGUCUCUGUUCCAUCAUAGCGCGGACGGACCCAACUGGCCUACACUGUCCAGCAGCAUACAGAACUGUCGGGAUUGGUGGUGGUCCGCGCUACUGCAUGUGCAGAACUACGUCAACGUGACUGAGAUUUGCCUCGACCACACUUGGUAUCUCUCUGUGGACACGCAGCUUCAGAUAUUGUCGCCACUGGUGCUGUUCUGGGUUCUUCGAGGCCGUCUUUCCGCUUGGAUUGGCCUGGCCUGUGGCCUCGCGGCUUCCAUCAUCUGUACAACCACUUACACUUAUAUUAAGAGCUAUACGGCAGUAUCUAUGUUGGGCUUUGGUUCGAACAUAGGUUUAAUAUCGGAUUACUUCAAGCACUACUACGUCAACACCCUGACUAGAUCGCCGCCCUUCGUCGUCGGCAUGCUCUUGGGCUACCUACUUCACGUUUGGCGUGAAAGUCCAAGGAGAAUACCUAAGUGGCUCCUAGCAGCUGGUUGGUUGUCCGCCCUCGCCAUCGGUUCUGGCAUGAUAUACUGCAACAACCCGGCUGUGGAGUUUACGCAAUUCUGGGCGAAUUUCCUCAACUCCUACAUGCGGGGGCUCUGGGCGAUGGCUGUGGGCUGGGUCGUGUUUGCCUGUGCAGCAGGAUAUGGAGGGCCCAUAAACUGGUUCCUAUCCUUAACGAUGUGGAAGGUUCUUGCUCGCAUAUCCUACGCCUUGUAUUUGAUCCACUAUCCGAUACAAUUCAUUAUUCGAGGGCAGAGUGAGGUGCCUUACAUGUUCAGCUUGAGAAACGUGUUCUACCUGUUUUACACGGACAUUUCACUGUCGCUGAUGCUGGCGAUUGCUCUGUGCGUGCUCGUUGAUGCUCCUUUCUCCACUAUACAGAAAAUUUUACUACAAGGAAAAUCAAAACAACCGCCUACUAAUGGACAUCCACCUCCUAAUGGAGUAUCCUCAUCCACCGAAGUAUUAGUAACAGUUAACAAAUAAGUUUAUGCUUUAAUUUUACGAUAAGUCUACGUUAACAUUAUUAUGAUUGUAUUGUUGUCCUACUGUUAGUUUGUAGAACCUUAUUCAUGUAUGUACUUAUCUAUUUAAUAGAGAAGAUGUAUCUCCUCAUUAUAGAGAAAGUAAUCUAUUUAAAGUAAA